AUUUUCGUUCAUAAAAAGUUUUUUAAUGAAUUACUAAUACAUUUUCAUUUAUAAAAAAAUGAUGGACGACUUUUUUCUUGCAAAAAAAGAUGAACCUGAAGUUAUUCCAUUAGAAGAAAUGUUCAAAGCAUAUUGCGAGAUGGAUCCAGUUUCUUCUGAUUUAAAUGUCCAGUUGAUUCCAUUAUCACAAAGUGACAAAUGGUUAAUUUCUGCUCGUAUACUCGAUAUGAUUACACUAACAACUACAGAUACGGGUCUUACAUUUUUUAAAUUUCGAAAAAGGGCUUUAUCCUUUGAAGAAUAUUUAACAUAUUUAAAAGAUUUAGCAGAAUCUAAAAGUCUAGAUUUUGAGGAAAUGAAAUAUAAGAUGCAAAUAUGCGGGAAACCUAGAAAAAACUAAUUAAUUAUAUGUUUGCAAAUACUAUAUACGAAUUUUAUUUUUUAAUAAUAAUUUACAAUGUUGAAACUUCCAUCUAUUAUCUAAUUUUAUUUAAAUAAUAAACUGAAUUGAUUAAUUGAAAAUCUUUAAAAAAAUUUUUAUAUCUUGAUUUUGAUUCUCAUUAUUUUAUUUUGUAUGAAAUUUUGAAAUUUAAAAAAUAAUAAUAUAUUAGUGUGAUUUUAUAUGAAACCUAUUUGAAAAUCAUCAUAUGUUAAUAAAAUUUAGGUAUCGUGUAAUGCAUUUUCUGUAAUAAAUUCUUUAAGAUGAAAAAUUGUAUAUCACAUAACUUAUGUAUUUAACAACAAAUACAUAAGUUAUGUAUUUCACAAAACUUUAAUGUUAAUUUAAAUAUUUUUGGUAAAUAUAUUGAAUGGAUUAAAAUUGUUAAAGAUACAUAUGUUUUAUAAUAUUUUUUAUAAUAUGUUUUCAAUAUUUUUUAUUUAAUUAUAAGUUAUAUGAAUCACAAAAAAAUCACAGCUAAAAAUCACAGCUAAAAAUCAUAUAAUCUGCAAUUAGAAGUAUGAUUUUUUUGUAUUUUUCAGAGUAU
This is a messenger RNA of Apis dorsata (giant honeybee), 986 nucleotides long. Its product is annotated as TPPP family protein CG45057-like. The transcript is spliced from 2 exons. NCBI's taxonomy places the organism in Eukaryota, Metazoa, Arthropoda, Insecta, Hymenoptera, Apidae. Gene Ontology annotation, biological process: microtubule polymerization. The coding region runs from base 59 to 400 and encodes 113 amino acids. Gene Ontology annotation, molecular function: tubulin binding. The record is from RefSeq and is a predicted model, not a curated record.